AUGCAGUUUUAUUGUAUUCUACAAUUUCCCUGAGAUUGUUUUAGGGGGCCAAGUCAUGAAAAAUGCUAACAUUGUGUUGAAACCUAAAUGUUUGGCCCCACAUGGUAGCAAUCUAAUGAUUGGAAAAACAAUCAGUGUCCUUCCUCUCCCUCAGAGCAAUGUAUUUAGAGAGUUUUGGGCCAAUAUGAAUAUUUGUUCUAAUUUUAGACAUUCAGUUACAUUGCAUUGCUUAAUAUCCCCCAUGUAAUGUUAAUUGGGAGCUAACAUGGCUGCCAUAGAAUGUUGUAGUGCCAUGUAAAUGAAUCAUAAUGCAGAAAUGUCAAUGUCCUAGCUCUCUAAAUAUAUGGCUCUCCCUCCCUGGUCCAGUGAGUUCUGCUCCAAGGUAAAGAACUCCAUCUAUUGUAACAUCGAUCCGUCAGACUCCAACAUGCUGUGGGACCCUGUGUUCAUGAUGGAGGCCAUCGCCAACCCGUCGGCCCACAACUUCAACCACAGCAUGGUGGGUAAGAUCCUCAACGACAGCCCCGCCAACCGCUACAGCUUUGUCUGCAACGUCCUCAUGGAUGUGUGCGUGGACCACCGGGACCCCGAGAGGCAAGCAUUGUUUUUCUAUAAAACCGUUAUCAAUAAUUGAUUGUGGAUAUGUCCAGAUGCAUGGAAACAAUACGGGAGUCUUGACUGUCAACUCACCAGUUAUACGUAUCUUACAUGAAUUAUAUAGUAAGGUGUUAUGCGUUGAAUUCCCAUCUCUGUGUGUCUAUUUAUGCAGGGUGAAUGACAUUGGGAUCCUGUGUGCGGAGCUGACUGCGUACUGUCGCUCUCUGAGUGCUGAGUGGCUGGGCGUCCUCAAGGCCCUCUGCUGCUCCUCCAACAACGGCAACUGUGGCUUCAAUGACCUGCUGUGCAACGUGGACGUGAGUGUGUUCAUACGCAGCUCUUUCUCUCUACACCAAUUAAUAUGCAUUCAGAUUCAGAGAGUUUAAUACUCACGUGUACAGGGUUGCAGAUGUAAUUACAAGGUACAGUGAAAUUCUUGAUCUCCGAUGCAGGACAAUAAAAUAAUAAAAAUAUACAUAAUAAUAUAUACAUAUUAACUGUGGCAAUGAUAAUGUCCAUUGGGGUGGGGGCAGGGUAAAUGUCAGUUGAGGGGAGUUGGAAAUGUCCAUAGGGGGAGCAGCGGGGGGAGGGUGGGUAGGAAGACCGGGGGAGUAGGUGGGGGGACAGGGGGAGCAGAUAGCUGACUAGUGGUGGCAAUUCAGUUGCCAUGAUGCUCCUAUACUGCCCACGUCUGAGUGAUGGAAACGGGGAGAACAGGCCAUGGCUAGGGUGGCUGGGUGCCCUGAUGAUCUUCUUGGCCUUCCUGUGACACCUGGUGUUGUAGGUGUCCUGGAGGGCAGGCAGUGUGCAUCCAAUGGUGUGUUCGGCUGAGCGUACCACCCUCUAUAGCGCCAUGUGGUCUGCGGCGGAGGAGUUACCGUACCAGACUGUGAUUCAGCCCGACAGUAUGCUCUCGAUGGUGUUCCUGUAGAACACUGUGAAGGCCCUCAGGGACAGGCCAAAUUUCUUCAGCAUCCUGAGGUUGAAGAGCCGCUUAUCGUGGUUUGAUCAUUUCUGCUCCUCGGAAAUGUGUACGCAGAGGAACUUGCCGUUUUUGACCGUCUCCCCGGCGGCCCAGUUGAUGAGGAUGGGGGCGUGCCCAGCCUGGUUCCUCCUGAAGUCCACAAUCAGCUCAUUUGUUUUUCUGUUGUUGAGGGAGAGGUUGUUUACCUGGCACCACCCCGUCAGAGUGCCUACCUCCUCACGGUAGGCCGUCUCAUUGUUGUUGGUAAUUAGGCUACUGUCGUCAGCGAACUUGAUCAUGUAGUUGGAGCUAUGUGAGGCCACGCAGUCGGGUAUACAGGGAGUACAGGAGGGGACUGAGGACGCACCCUUGUGGGGCCCCCGUGUUGAGAAUCAGUGUCGAGGAGGUAAUGUUGCCUAUCUUCACCACCUGGGGGGCGGCCCGUCAGGAAGUCCAGGACCCAGUUGCAUAAGGAGGAGUUCAGUCCCAGGGCCGUGAGCUUUGUGGUGAUGUUAGCGGGCACUAUGGUAUUGAAGGCCGAGCUGUAGCCGAUGGACAGCAUCCUCACAUAUGCAUUCCUUUUUGUCCAGGUGGGUGAGGGCAGCGCAAUGGCGAUUGCGUCGUCCGUGGAUCUGUCAGGGCGGUAGUUGAAUUGGAGAGGGUCGAGUGUGUCGGGGAGGGAGGAGGUGAUAUGGUCUUUGACUAGCCUCUCAAAGCACUUCAUGAUGACGGAAGUGAGUGUUAUGGGUCGGUAGUCAUUCAGUUCAGUUACUUUCCCUUUCUUGGGCAUGGGGAUGAUAGUGGACAUCUUGAAGCAGGUGGGGAUAGCGGCCUGAGCUAGAGAGAUUUGAAAAUGUCCGAACACACAACAGCCAGCUGGUCUGCACAUGCUCUGAGGGCACAGCUAGGGAUGGCGUUUGGGACGGCAGCCUUGCGAGGUUUAACACAUUUGUAUGACUUAAGUGGGUCUUUGAGAGACCGUAAGUGGGUCUUUCUAUAAAUAAUGGGGCCAAUGUGUGACAUUGGGAUUAACAUUUAAAAAUGGUUUGAAACAAAAAUUAAAAGGAUUUUCAUGCAGUUCCACAUGUGUACUUAGAGGAACAAAAGUGAAAAUAUGCAAAUUGGCCCAUAACUGUCUAUACAACAACAUGGGCUACCCUAGGACUAUACAGUGCAUUCAGAAAAUACUUCUUCACAUUUUGUUAUGUUACAGCCUUAUUCUAAAAUUGAUUAAAUUGUUUUUUCCCCUCAUCAAUCUACACACAAUACCCCAUAAUGGCAAAGCAAAAAAAGGUUAUUUGAAAUUUUAGCAAAUGUCCCCAAAUUUUUUUUGGGGGAAAUAUCACAUUUACGUAAGUAUUCAGACCCUUUACUCAGUACUUUGGCAGCGAUUAUAGCCUCGUGUCUUCUUGGGUAUGACGCUACAAACGUGGCACACCUGUAUUUGGGGAGUUUCUCCCAUUCUUCUCUGCAGAUCCUCUCAAGCUCUGUCAGGUUGGAUGGGGAGCGUCACUGCACAGCUAUUUUCAAAUCAAAUCAAAUCAAAUUUUAUUGGUCACAUGCGCCGAAUACAACAGGUGCAGACAUUACAGUGAAAUGCUUACUUACAGCCCUUAACCAACAGUGCAUUUAUUUUAAACAAAAAAGUAAGAAUAAAACAACAACAAAAAAAGUGUUGAGAAAAAAAGAGCAGAAGUAAAAUAAAGUGACAGUAGGGAGGCUAUAUAUACAGUAAAAUAAAGUGACAGUAGGGAGGCUAUAUAUACAGGGGGGUACCGUUGCAUAGUCAAUGUGCGGGGGCACCGGCUAGUUGAGGUAGUUGAGGUAAUAUGUACAUGUGGGUAGAGUUAAAGUGACUAUGCAUAAAUACUUAACAGAGUAGCAGCAGCGUAAAAAGGAUGGGGUGGGGGGGCAGUGCAAAUAGUCCGGGUAGCCAUGAUUAGCUGUUCAGGAGUCUUAUGGCUUGGGGGUAGAAGCUGUUGAGAAGUCUUUUGGACCUAGACUUGGCACUCCGGUACCGCUUGCCGUGCGGUAGCAGAGAGAACAGUCUAUGACUAGGGUGGCUGGAGUCUUUGACAAUUUUGAGGGCCUUCCUCUGACACCGCCUGGUAUAGAGGUCCUGGAUGGCAGGGAGCUUUGCCCCAGUGAUGUACUGGGCCGUACGCACUACCCUCUGUAGUGCCUUGCGGUCAGAGGCCAAGCAGUUGCCAUACCAGGCGGUGAUGCAACCAGUCAGGAUGCUCUCGAUGGUGCAGCUGUAGAAUUUUUUGAGGAUCUGAGGACCCAUGCCAAAUCUUUUUAGUCUCCUGAGGGGGAAUAGGCUUUGUCGUGCCCUCUUCACGACUGUCUUGGUGUGUUUGGACCAUGAUAGUUCGUUGGUGAUGUGGACACCAAGGAACUUGAAGCUCUCAACCUGUUCCACUACAGCCCCGUCGAUGAGAAUGGGGGCGUGCUCAGUCCUCUUUUUUUUCCUGUAGUCCACAAUCAUCUCCUUUGUCUUGGUCACGUUGAGGGAGAGGUUGUUGUCCUGGCACCACACGGCCAGAUCUCUGACCUCCUCCCUAUAGGCUGUCUCAUCGUUGUCGGUGAUCAGGCCUACCACUGUUGUGUCGUCGGCAAACUUAAUGAUGGUGUUGGAGUCGUGCCUGGCCAUGCAGUCAUGGGUGAACAGAGAGUACAGGAGGGGACUGAGCACGCACCCCUGAGGGGCCCCCGUGUUGAGGAUCAGUGUGGCAGAUGUGUUGUUACCUACCCUUACCACCUGGGGGCGGCCCGUCAGGAAGUCCAGGAUCCAGUUGCAGAGGGAGGUGUUUAGUCCCAGGAUCCUUAGCUUAGUGAUGAGCUUAGAGGGCACUAUGGUGUUGAAUGCUGAGCUGUAGUCAAUGAAUAGCAUUCUCACGUAGGUGUUCCUCUUGUCCAGGUGGGAAAGGGCAGUGUGGAGUGCGAUAGAGAUUGCAUCAUCUGUGGAUCUGUUGGGGCGGUAUGCAAAUUGGAGUGGGUCUAGGGUUUCUGGGAUUAUGCUGUUGAUGUGAGCCAUGACCAGUCUUUCAAAGCACUUCAUGGCUACAGACGUCAGUGCUACGGGUCGGUAGUCAUUUAGGCAGGUUAUCUUAGAGUUCUUGGGCACGGGGACUAUGGUGGUCUGCUUGAAACAUGUUGGUAUUACAGACUCAGUCAGGGACAUGUUGAAAAUGUCAGUGAAGACACUUGCCAGUUGGUCAGCACAUGCUCGGAGUACACGUCCUGGUAAUCCGUCUGGCCCUGCGGCCUUGUGAAUGUUGACCUGCUUAAAAGUCUUACUCACAUCGGCUACGGAGAGCGUGAUCACAUAGUCGUCCGGAACAGCUGGUGCUCUCAUGCAUGCUUCAGUGUUGCUUGCCUCGAAGUGAGCAUAGAAGUGGUUUAGCUCGUCUGGUAGGCUUGUGUCACUGGGCAGCUCGCGGCUGUGCUUCCCUUUGUAGUCUGUAAUAGUUUUCAAGCCCUGCCACAUCCGACGAGCGUCAGAGCCAGUGUAGUAUGAUUCAAUCUUAGACCUGUAUUGACUCUUUGCCUGUUUGAUGGUUCGUCGGAGGUCAUAGCGGGAUUUCUUAUAAGCGUCCGGGUUAGAGUCCCGUUCCUUGAAAGCGGCAGCUCUACCCUUUAGCUCAGUGCGGAUGUUUCCUGUAAUCCAUGGCUUCUGGUUGGGGUAUGUACGUACGGUCACUGUGGGGACGACAUCAUCGAUGCACUUAUUGAUGAAGCCAGUGACUGAUGUGGUGUACUCCUCAAUGCUGUCUGAAGAAUCCCGGAACAUGUUCCAGUCUGUGCUAGCAAAACAGUCCUGUAGCUUAGCAUCUGCGUCAUCUGACCACUUUUUUAUUAGCCGAAUCACUGGUGCUUCCUGCUUCAGUUUUUGCUUAUAAGCAGGAAUCAGGAGGAUAGAGUUAUGGUCAGAUUUGCCAAAUGGAGGGCGAGGGAGAGCUUUGUAUGCGUCUCUGUGUGUGGAGUAAAGGUGGUCUAGAGUUUUUUCACCUCUGGUUGCACAUUUUAACAUGCUGGUAGAAAUGAGGUAGAACGGAUUUAAGUUUCCCUGCAUUAAAGUCCCCGGCUACUAGGAGCGCUGCAUCUGGAUGAGCGUUUUCCUGUUGAUUAAUGGCCUUGUACAACUCAUUCAGUGCAAUCUUAAUGCCAGCAUUGGUUUGUGGUGGUAAAUAGACAGCUAUGAAAAAUAUAGAUGAAAACUCUCUUGGUAAAUAGUGUGGUCUACAGCUUAUCAUAAGAUACUCUACCUCAGGCGAGCAAAACCUCGAGACUUCCUUAGUAUUUGAUUUUGUGCACCAGCUGUUGUUUACAAAUAUACACAGACCGCCGCCCCUUGUCUUACCAGAGUCAGACGUUCUGUCCUGCCGAUGUAGCGUAUAGCCUGCUAGCUGAAUGUUGUCAUUGUUGUCGUUCAGCCACGACUCCGUGAAACAUAAGAUAUUACAGUUUUUAAUGUCCCGUUGGUAGGAUAACCGUAAUCUUAAAUCGUCAAUUUUAUUCUCAAAAGAUUGAACGUUGGCUAAUAGGAUUGAUGGGAGAGGCAGUUUACUCGUUCGCCGUCGGAUCCUUACAAGGCACCCGGAUCUGCGUCCACGAUAUCUCCGUCUCUUCCUCACGCGAAUGACGGGGAUCUGGGCCUUGUUGGGUGUCUGUAGAAUAUCCUUCGCGAACGCCUCGUUGAAGAAAAAGUCUUCGUCCAACGCGAGGUGAGUAAUCGCUGUCCUGAUAUCCAGAAGCUCUCUUUGGUUAUAAGAGACGAUGGCAGAAACAUUAUGUACAAAAUAAAUUACAAAUAACGCGGAAAAACACACAUAAUAGUACAAUUGGUUAGAGGGCUGUAAAACGGCAGCCAUCUUCUUCCGGCUCUGUUCUCAUUCAGGUCUCAUUCAGGUCUCAUUCAGGUCUCUCCAGAGAUGUUAGAUCGGGUUUAAGUCCGGGUUCUGGCUGGGCCACUCAAGGACAUUCAGAGACUUGUCCCGAAACCACUCCUGCGUUGUUUUGGCUGUGUGCUUAGGGUCGUUGUCCUGUUGAAAGGUGAACCUUCGCCCCAGUCUGAGGUCCUGAGUGCUUCGGAGCAGGCUUUUAUCAAGGAUCUCUCUGUACUUUGCUCCAUUCAUCUUUCCCUUGAUCUAGUCUCCCAGUCCCUGCCAUUGAAAAACAUCCCCACAGCAUGAUGCUGCCACCACCAUGCUUCACCGUAGGGAUGGUGCCAGGUUUCCUCCAGACGUGACGCUUGGCAUUCAGGCCAAAGAGUUCAAUCUUGGUUUCAUCAGACCAGAUAAUCUUUUCUCAUGGUCUGAGUCCUUUAGGUGCCUUUUGGCAAACUCUAAGCGGGCUGUCAUGUGCCUUUUACUGAGGAGUGGCUUCCGUCUGGCCACUCUACCAUAAAGGCCUGAUUGGUGGAGUGCUGCAGAGAUGGUUGUCCAUCUGGAAGGUUCACCUAUCUCUACAGAGGAACUCUGGAGCUCUGUCAGAGUGACCAUCGGGUUCUUGGUCACCUCCCUGACCAAGGCCCUUCUCCAAUGAUUGCUCAGUUUGGCUGGGCGGCCAGCUCUAGGAAGAGUCUUGGUGGUUCCAAACUUCUUCCAUUUAAGAAUGAUGGAGGCCACUGUGUUCUUGGGGACCUUCAAUGCUGCAGAAAUGUUUUGGUACCUUUCCCCAGAUCUGUUCCUCGACACAAUACUGUCUCGGAGCUCUACGGACAAUUCCUUCGACCUCAUUGCUUGGUUUUUGCCCUGACAUGCACUUUCAACUGUGGGACCUUAUAGAGACAGGUGUGUGUGUACCUUUCCAAAUCAUGUCCAAUCAAUUGAAUUAACCACAGGUGGACUCCAAUGAAGUUGUAGAAACGUCUCUUUCGGGGUCUUUUUCAAGCACUUAAUUGUCAUUUUCAAGGACGUCAAUGUUAAACAAUUGUAUAAUUUAUAUAAUUGUACAUAUAGGGCCUAGUAUAGCAGCAGCUCUGCCGCCACCCCAAAAAGAAAAGCUUGCAAAAGUGUCAAAAAAGUAGACCAUUACCACUUUAAGAAUAAUGAGGCCUUGCCAAUGCAUUAAUAUUCAAAUUUUUAUUACAUUCAAAAAUAUGUUCGAAUAAUGUGGACAUUGCCUGACAAAUAGAUUGAAUGCAUGCAUGGUGAUUUUUCUGUAACCUAUGUGGUCGACGCAGGCACAAAUAAAGCCAUGUAUAGCGGAAGCAUUUGAAUCUCACCAUCGCUUUUUUUAUAAUUAGAAAGUGACCAAAAACCAGGUUCCUUUUUUAAUGGAAGGAUUUUGUAUAGAAAGCCAAGUUGAAGCCAGCAUUAGAUGUGGUCUUCCUCAUAAUAACCGCACGUGGUUUUACCGCAACAGAGUAGUGCAACACCCUUCAAUUGAAGCGGUGGGAAACACACUAAAGUGGACACAUCACUCAAAAAAACAGAUAAAAAAUGAAAUUAAAGGUAAUUAUAAGGGAGCAGGAGAACGUAUAUAUUGGCUACAAAAAUUACAAGGACUUUUCAAGCACAAAUUGAGGAAAUUAUUUUCAAGGUAGGCCUAUUUCAGUACUUUAAUUUCUGAGCUCCAAAUUCAAGUAGGCUACUUCAAGCUCCUUGUAUGGUUUAAAAUUGCAGGUGUAACAUGGAAAGCAAAAUGUAUUUGUCAUGUUAUUUCAUUACCAGAUCAUAUUGUGAAUAACCCCACUAGGCUAAAUGUACUUUUUUUUAUCAUUAUAUCCAGAAUAGUUCAUAGGAAUAGCGUUGGGUGUUGCGUAGUAGUCUAUCCGAUACAAUUGCGAACAGUAGACUGUGUCCAUUCCGAGGCACUAAAACAUGAAAACAACCGGCAGAAACAAAUAACACUGUCUCCCGACCCCCCCGACAUCACUUGGAUGUCAUUCGGAAAAUUCCUUCCUGGAUCAGAUGAUGAUGUGUGAAAAUAUCAUGGCAUAACUAAUCAGAUGGACACCAAAUGCGCAUCCAACAAGUAUUAUGCAUAAUUAUUGAAGAACCACGUUAACGACAGUAUCGAUUUUAGGUUUUAAGUAUCAAGGUAAGGUGACUCUUUCGGUUAGAAGCAUUCAAUCUUUCAAUCGCAUACAUUAUUUUGUAUUUGUGUGCCCAUAACAUAAGGCAGGGUUUCCCCAAACUCUGUCCUCGGGACCCCAAGGGGUACACAUUUUAGAUUUUUGCCCUAGCACUACACAGCUGAUUCAAAAAACAACUAAUCAUUAAGCUUUGAUCAUUUUAAUCAGCUGUGUCGUGUUAGGGCAAAAACCAAAAUGUGCACCCUUUGGAGUCCCGAGGAGGACAGGGUUUGGGGAAUGAUGACAUAAGGUGACACAAAAUGUUACGUAGUUACACUGAAUUUCUGAGAUCUCUAUACAAAAAACUGACUGACAGCUAGAUCCUGGAUUCUUACAGGGUUCAAGUUCAAUGUCUAAUUUAACUGAUGAUGCUUAAUAUAUGAUAUCACGGCAACUUACACUGCCAUACAUGCAAGGACAGAAAAGUAAUGUUUUGUCACAUGAUUUUAAACAAAUCUGUCAACCAACCAUGAAAAAGGGUUAAACAGGUUUUAAAUCAACUUGUGCAUUCGGAAAGUAUUCAGACCCCUUGAUUUUUUCCACAUUUUGUUACGUUACAGCCUUAUUCUAAAAUGGAUCUAAAAAAUGUUUUCCCUCAAUCUACACACAAUACCCCAUAAUGACAAAGCAAAAACAGGUUUUUAGAAAUGUUUGCAAAAAAAUAAAUAAAAAAAUAACAUACCUUAUUCAGACCCUUUGCUAUGAGACUCGAAAUUGAGUUCAGGUGCAUCCUGUUUCCGUUGAUCAUCCUUGAGAUGUUUCUACAACUUGAUUGGAGUCCACCUGUGGUAAAUUCAAUUGAUUGGACAUGAUUUGGAAAGACACACACCUGUGUAUAUAAGAUCCCACAGUUGACAGUGCAUGUCUGAGCAAAAACCAAGCCAUGAGGUCGAAGGAAUUGUCCGUAGAGCUCCGAGGCAGGAUUGUGUCGAGGCACAGAUCUGGGAAAUUGUACCAAAACAUUUCUGCAGCAUUGAUGGUCCCCAAAAACACAGUGGCCUCCAUCAUUCUUAAAUGGAAGAAGUUUGGAAUCACCAAGACUCUUCCUAGAGCUGGCCGCCCAGCGAAACUGAGCAAUCGGGGGAGAAGGGCCUUGGUCAGGGAGGUGACCAAGAACCCGAUGGUCACUCUGACAGAGCUCCAGAGUUCCUCUGUGGAGAUGGGAGAACCUUCCACCAAUCAGGCCUUUAUGGUAGAGUGGCCAGACGGAAGCCACUCCUCAGUAAAAGGCACAUGACAGCCCGCUUGGAGUUUGCCAAAAGGCACCUAAAGGACGGGGGUGGCAGCAUCAUGCUGUGGGGAUGUUUUUCAGCGGCAGGGACUGGGAGACUAGUCAGGAUCGACGGAAAGAUGAAUGGAGCAAAGUACAGAGAUCCUUGAUAUAACUUGCUCCAAAGCAGGAACUCCUACUGGGGUGAAGGUUCAACUUCCAACAGGACAGCGACCCAAAGCACACAGCCAAGACAACGCAGGAGUGGCUUCGGGACAAGUCUCUGAAUGUCCUUGAGUGGCCCAGCCAGAGCCCGGACUUGAACUCGAUCGAACAUCUCUGGAGAGACCUGAAAAUAGCUGUGCAGCGACGCUUCCCAUCCAACCUGACAUAGCUUGAGGAUCUGCAGAGAAGAAUGGGAGAAACUUCCCAAAUACAGGUGUGCCAAGCAUGUAGUGAAGGGUCUGAAUACUUAUGUAAAUGUGAUAUUUCAUUUUUUAUAAAUGUACAAACAUUUCUAAAAACCAUGGGGUUUGAAUACUUUCCGAAUGCACUGUAGCUAUAUCUUAAUGUAAUUACAUGAAAAUAUUUAGCUUAUUAGCAAUGACUUAUCAACAGCUGUAACAAGUUGUCCAGCAUAGGAAAUUCUCACUAGUACCCUAGUUUAUAGAAUGACCCAAGUACGUAACCCUUGUUGUCCUCCGGGGCUGUCCUUGGCUGCUCAGUCGUCGUUGUGCUCGAAACGUGAGGAAAAAAGUGUUUAGCUCGUCUGGUAGGGCGGCAUUGGUGUCCGCGACGUGGCUGGCUUUCUUUUUGUAAUCCGUGAUCAUUAGGAGCCCCUGACACAUGCACCUCGUAUCCGACCCGCUGAAUGCUCCUCUGGCUCUGAGAGGCAUGGUUAGAGCGGAACACACACAGUAACAUUCCAGCAAUUCUCUCUACACCAAUACGCGUUGAAUAAUUAGCAGUCCACAUCAAAUUUGAACAUCUCCUUCUCUCUGUUUCCCUCACAGGUCAGUGAUCUCUCCUUCCAUGACUCCCUGGCCACCUUCGUAGCCAUCCUCAUUGCCCGUCAGUGUCUUCUCCUGGAGGACCUGGUCCGCUGCGUAGCCAUCCCCUCCCUACUCAACGCUGGUAAGAGCCCGUCUCUCACCCCCAGACCCAAUGACAGGGUCCUCUUCAUAAGGCACCAAACGGAAGAAAACAGAGUGAAAUAGGGAGGGACUACCUGUACGUUCAUUUUCAUUUUUCCGUUGCUAAAUGUUUUGAAGCGUUUUCGUUGCAUGCCCUAAUGAACACCACCGAGGCCUUACUCUAAUAUUCUUAGAUCCCAGUCUCCUAUUUAAUCUAGCCUAAACUCUCUGCGGCACGUCUUGCUAUUCAUUGUAAUCAGAGGGCUACUAUAAAUACUAUGCAUGCCAAUCUCUCUUGGAUAAGAGUUGAGGAAAGACUGACUGCAUCACUGCUUCUUUUUAUAAGAAACAAUGUGUUGAACAUCCCAAAUUGUUUGCGUAGUCAACUUACACACAGCUCUGACACACACACUUACAAAUUCAAGAAAGCGUACAGUAUUAUAUAGAGCUAUUAUUGCAUGGAGCUCCGUUCCAUCUCAUAUUGCUCAAAUGAACAGCAAACCUGGUUUAAAAAAACUGAUAAAGCAACACCUCACGGCACAACGCCUCUCCCCUAUUUGACUUAGAUAGUUUGUGUGUAUGUAUUGAUAUGUAGCCUACGUGUGACUUAAAAAAAAAAAUGAAGUUCUGUCCUUGAGCUGUUCUUGUCUAUUAAUGUUCUGUAUUAUGGCAUGUUUCAUAUUUUGUGUCGACCCCAGGAAGAGUAGCUGCUGCUUUUGCAACAGCUAAUGGGGAUCCUACUAAAAUACCAAAUAUAAAUGAGUUUACAGUACACAGAGGCCCUGUCUGCCUGCCUCUCCAGGCUUUGAAGAUACUCCCAUCCCCAUAAUGCAUUACCUACUUCGGUCUUUUCUGUCUGAGCGGGAGGUAAACACCAGUGUGUGUGUGUGGUGGCCAGUCAAGGCUGCCUCUCGCUCAGAGGACAAGGCCCCAUUCAGCCUGUUUUCUAAGUCCCCUGUGAAGUUGUCACGUGCUGCCAGACCCCGCUCCACGUCUCCUCCUCAGCCAGCAGUUCAGCUAUGUGUCAGAUUCUUCUUUGCCGACGUUCCUUCGCAGCCCAGCUCUGAAAAGGCCACUUAGUAUUUGGUACUCCUUGAAAGUCAAUUUAGGACACAUUCCAAAUUCUUCAAGAGCUUCUGUUCUCUGUAGUUGGGUGUUAUUCAUUUCCAUGUCAUCACAUCUUGAAGCUUAGGGCUGUUAGUGUAAAGUCUAUUGUUUUUUUGUCAUAUUGGUUAGAGAUUUUCACGGGUCCGGGCAGACCCGAUAUACCCGAGACCGGGUCCUGUUUGAUUGUCAUCGGUUCUAUGUAACUGCAGCUGACCCGAGCAUAGCCUCUAUAGCAUAUUUAUUUUACGCUAAUAAGGUGAAUUUAUUGACUUAUAGAGGGCCUAAGCCAACAUAUAAAAACCUAUUGUUUAACCAGAAGACCAACUUACCUGAUAAGCGUUUGUUUUGUCACUGGUCCAAUCGGAUCUGGUCUACACCCGGACCUGUCAGGGUUUGGGUCGGGUCUAGGUCGAUUUGUCCUCGGGUCCAUCCAGGUCCAACUUUUUGGUCCUGUGAAGACCUCCAAUACUGGUCAUUCAUUAUGUUUUAUAACAUUUUUGGGAGGUGAAAUAUUUGACUUAUUACGAACCGGCUCGUAGCCCGUGACAAAGAGGGAGACAACGCGGAGAUAAAGAAAUAACGAACAUAUAUCUAUUAAAUAAAGUAAACUAUAUACAAGCAACACUGGUGUGUGUAGUCAGUAGUGUAGAUGAGUGGAUGCGUGCAUAGAUGGUGAUAAUGGGAGGUGCCAAAACAAAAUGCCUGCGUGGAGAGAGUCUCCUCGAUGUUUGGGGGGAAGGUGUAUUUAUCCCCGGGACACACCCGAGCCCAGGUGUGUCCCGUUUAGCUGACGAUCCUCCCAGCUCCGCCCACCGACAUCCUAUUAAGGAAAACAAGAGCAGAGAGAAAGAAUUCGGCAGACAGAGUGGGAGGGUCGUCACACUUUGCUAAAGCAGCUUUAAUCCCCUUCAGAUUCAUUGUUGAGGUUGUGUGUGACUGGCUGUGUGUGUACCCCUACUAACCUACCUCUCUCUCUGUGUGUCUCUCCUCCCAGCCUGCAGUGAGCAGGACUCUGAGCCCGGAGCCCGUCUGACCUGCAGGAUUCUGCUGCACCUCUUCAAGACCCCCCAGCGCAACCCCUGCCCCCAGGAUGGAGCCAAGUCAGGUACACACAAAGCUAACCCCCCCUCCUGCACCAAGAACGGUCCCCUCUACAUCCCCAAGCAAACUAAUUCCAAGUUUGAUCCCACAUCGGAUAAAAUGUUAAUGAAUUAAUAUAUGUUUUGAUUUAAUGGAAAUGUUAAUGCUAUGAUUUUAUAUUUUGCAGAUAAAUCUUCUGUUGGGAUCCGGUCGUCGUGUGAUCGCCACCUACUGGCUGCCUCGCAGAACAGCAUAGUGGUCGGAGCUGUCUUUGCUGUCCUAAAGGCUGUCUUUAUGCUGGGUAAUACUCUCAGUAUUAUGCUAUUAUUUUGUCCUUAAAGUUGCAUAUGAGUCCAAUUUGACAAUUGAAUGUGAAUAGAUUUAUGUAAUUAUAGUUAUUAAAGUGGAACUGACAGCGUUUUAGCAACAUUAAAUCUUAUUCAAAUCUGUUCAUAUACAUACCCAGGAUAUUUUUCUACACUUUCUGACAAGCGAGUACAUCGAUAUCGUAAUUUUCACGUUUUCAUAAAUUCAUAGAAUGUUUCGUAAUGUUAAGGCAUUUGUGAAAAUUCUAUAGCAAUAUAGAGUGGGAAAGUGGCCAUGCAUUUGGACAAUUAAUAGACACUGCAGUAAAUAAAACCUAAGAAAAGCAUCUGUCUUGUCCAGGACCGGAGUCUACGCAGACCAGUGCGCCAUAGCCAAUCAGAGCGACAAUAGGCCUAUAUGCAAAUAAGCCAUUUGCCACAAGGGCCUGCCAUCAUUCACUGUGACCUGGACUGUGUGGUUACAGGCAGUAGCAACAGCACGACUUUAGAUCAUUAGAACGCAUUCGCCAAAAGCCACAAAAUACACCUGAAUGGAUUCCUGCAAAUAUGUAAACACCACAGGUGUCCUCUUACAUUUGGGAAUUGCACAGUCCUAUUGAUCAAUCAACCAUGAAAAGGUAGGCUCUCUCCCUCAGUUGCCUAUGCCAUCACAAAGAUCAACAAAUGAAGCGCAAUCAACAACUAACGAGGAAUGAUUAGAUACCACUUUCGCUAGUUGCCGUCAAUGGUACUGAUAAACAUUUUACAUUAAUUUAGUCUUUAGCAGACGCCUUAUCCAGGCGACUAGUUAGUGAAACCAUUUUUCAUACUGGCAUGCUCUAUAACUGGGCUACAUACCUGCCGGCCAUUCUCCCCAGGCGCCUGGACACGUGCCAGUCGCCUGCUCGUCCUUCUCGCCGCUUGUCAUGGCUGAGGCUUGUCCCAAUGCACGUUUUGACAACUGAAUGGGAACUUGCCUACCUGCCAGCCCAUUUGAUCGAUGCCAAAAACAUUUCAUAGACUAAGAGAUAUUCUAACUGUCGAUAAGUCGUUUAAGUUCAGCAUGGCUAGCUAGCAAAGCGAUUCACAUUUCUUGCUAGCUAACCAUCUCUAGCUGUACCGAAAAACGAUAUGAAGGGGAAAAAGUCGGUCACUCAUCCCACUCCUCCAAUGACAUGACAUCCUCCCAGCAGCUAGCUAGCUAUAUAGCUAACGUUAGGUUCCGUGUUUUUAGCUUGCUAAAUAAAUAGCUAGCUACAUAAAUAGAUAGGCUAACCCAGGGGUGUCAAACUCAAUCAGCGCACAGGCCAUAUUGAAAAAACUACAAAUUCACGGGCCAGACAUAGCCUAUUUGUUUUUACAAAUAAAAGUGCAACUGCGACCCAAACUGGCCGUUGUUUCAUUAGAAAAAGUAUGCCCCUUUUAUAAUGUCCACUUAUGUACGUAGGCUGCUAUACAGUGCAUUCGUAAAGUAUUCAGACCCGUUUUACUUUUUCCACAUUUUGUUACGUUACAGACUUAUUCUAAAAUUGAUUGAAUUAUUCCUUUUCUCAUCAAUCUGCACACAAUACCCCAUAAUGACAAAGCAAAAAACAGGUUUUUAGAAAUUGUUGCAAAUGUAUAAAAAACAGAUACCUUAUUUACAUAAGUAUUCAGACCCUUUGCUAUGAAACUUGAAAUUGAGCUCAGGUGCAUCCUGUUUCCAUUGAUCAUCCUUGAGAUGUUUCUACAACUUGAUUGGAGUCCACCUGUGGUAAAUUCAAUUGAUUGGACAUGAUUUGGAAAGGCACACACCUGUCUAUAUACAGCUCUGGAAAACAUUAAGAGACCACUGCAAAAAUAUAAGUUUCUCUGGUUUUACUAUUUAUAGGUAUGUGUUUGGGUGAAAUUAACAUUUUUGUUUAUUCUAUAAACUACUGACAACAUUUCUCCCAAAUUCCAAAUAAAAAUAUUGUCAUUUAGAGCAUUUAUUUGCAGAAAAUGACAACUGGUCAAAAUAACAAAAAAUAUGCAGUGUUGUCAGACCUCGAAUAAUGCAAAGAAAAUAAGUUCAUGUUCAUUUUUAAACAACACAAUACUAAUGUUUUAACUUAGGAAGAGUUCAGAAAUCAAUAUUUGGUGGAAUAACCCUGAUUUUCAAUCACAGCUUUCAUGCGUCUUGGUAGGCUCUCCACCAGUCUUUCACAUUGAUGUUUGUUGACUUUAUGCCACUCACUCCUGGCGCAAAAAUUCAAGCAGCUCGGCUUUGUUUGAUGGCUUGUGACUCUCCAUCUUCCUCUUGAUCACAUUCAAUAAGUUUUUCAAUGGGGUUCAGGUCUGGAGAUUGGGCUGGCCAUGACAGGGUCUUGAUCUGGUGGUCCUCCAUCCACACCUUGAUUGACCUGGCUGUGUGUCCUGCUGGAAAAAACAAUCCUCAGAGUUGGGGAACAAUUUCAGAGCAAAAGGAAGCAAGUUUUCUUCCAGGACAACCUUGUACGUGGCUUGAUUCAUGCGUCCUUCACAAAGACAAAUCUGCCCGAUUCCAGCCUUGCUGAAGCACCCCCAGAUCAUCACCGAUCCUCCACCAAAUUUCACAGUGGGUGCGAGACACUGUGGCUUGUAGGCCUCUCCAGGACUCUGUCUAACCAUUAGACGACCAGGUGUUGGGCAAAGCUGAAAAUUGGACUCAUCAGAGAAGAUGACCUUACUCCAGUCCUCUACGGUCCAAUCCUUAUGGUAUUUUGCAAACCUCAGCCUGGAUCUUCUUUGCUUCUCAUUGAUGAAGGGCUUUUUUCUAGCUUUGCACGACUUCAGCCCUGCCCCUAGGAGCCUGUUUCGAACCGUCCUCACCUUGCACUUCACCCCAGCUGCCGUUUGCCAUUCUUUUUGUAGGUCACUUGAUGUCAUCCUAUGGUUGUUGAGUGACAUUCGAAUGAGUUGGCGGUCAUCCCGGUUAGUAAAGAGUCAUUUUCCCCCUAUGCCGGUCUGUAGCUUUGUUGUCCCCAAUGUCUGCUGCUUGACCUUGUUCUUAUGAACCGCCGUCUUUUGAAAUUUUAAGGAUGGAAGCAACUUGACGCUCACUGUAUCCCUCUGCCAGUAAAGCCACAAUUGAACCCUUCUUUUCCUCACAUUCAGAUGAUCACCUAAUCAGUACCUAAUUCAGUAGAAUGAGGUGUGCCUGUGUUGGAAUUCAACAGACACUGGAAUGGAAUGGCUGUCAUACAUGUAGAGAUGCUGAUUUAAGAAAAAUUUGCAGUGGUCUCUUAAUUUUUUUCCAGAGCUGUAAGGUCCCACAGUUGACAGUGCAUGUCUGAGGAAAAACCAAUCCAUGAGGUCGAAAGAAUUGUCCUGAGAAAGCUCAGAGACAGGAUUUUGUUGAGGCACAGAUCUGGGGAUGGGUACCAAAAAAUGUCUUCAGCAUUGAAGGUCCCCAAGAACACAGUGGCCUCAUCAUUCUUAAAUGGAAGAAGUUUGGAACCACCAAGACUCUUCCUAAAGCUGGCCGCCCGGCCAAACUGAGCACUCGGGGGAGAAGGGCGUUGGUCAGGGAGGUGACAAAGAACCCGAUGGUCACUGACAGAGCUCAAGAGAUCCUCUGUGAAGAUGGGAGAACCUUCCAGAAGGAAAACCAUCUCUGCAGCACUCCACCAAUCAGGAAUUUAUGGUAGAGUGACCAGACGGAAGCCACUCCUCAGUAAAAGGCACAUGAAAGCCCGCUUGGAGUUUGCCAAAAGGCACCUAAAAGACUCUCAGAUCAUGAGAAACAAGAUUCUCUGGUCUGAUGAAACCAAGAUUGAACUCGUUGGCCUGAAUGCCAAGCGUCACGUCUGAAUGAAACCUGGCACCAUCCCUACGGUGAAGCAUGGUGGUGGCAGCAUCAUGCUGUGGGGAUGUUUUUCAGCGGCAGGGACUGGGAGACUAGUCAGGAUCGAGGGGAAAGAUGAAUGGCGCAAAGUACAGAGAUCCUUGCUGAAACUUGCUCCAUAGCAGGACCUCAGACUGGGGCAAAGGUUCACCUUCCAACAGGAUAACGACCCUAAGCACACAGCCAAGACAACUCAGGAGUGGCUUCGGAACAAGUCUCUGAAUGUCCUUGAGUGGCCCAGCCAGAGCCCGGACUUGAAAAUAGUUGUGCAGCGACGCUCCCCAUCCAACCUGACAGAGCUUAAGAGGAUCUGCAGAGAAGAAUGGGAGAAACUCCCCAAAUACAGGUGUGCCAAGCUUGUAGCGUCAUACCCAAGAAGACGCAAGGCUGUAAUCGCUGCCAGAGUAAAGGGUCUGAAUACUUAUGUAAAUUUGAUGUUUCAGUUUUGUAAUUUGCAACAAAUAAAUGACUGUUUUUGCUUUGUCAUGAUGGGGUAUUGUGUGUACAUUGAGAAAAACAAACAAUUUAAUAAAUUUUAGAAUAUGGCUAACGUAACAAAAUGUGGAAAAAUUCAAGGGGUCUGAGUACUUUCCCAGUGCACUGUAUAUAGCAUUUUAACAUAUUAAAACAAAAGAAGAGAUCAAUAUUUGUCCAGCCUUUGCGGCUAUGCUUGCAGAUGUGCAUAACAUUCAUCAAAAAGUAUUUAAUAACUACAAAUAACAAAAACGUAGCUGUAGGUUAAGGUUUAAACUUAAAACAUGUUUUUAUUUGUUUUGCACUGCAUGGAUCACCAGUGCGGUUGAAUGCAGCAUUGCUGUAUGUAUGGUGGACUCAAAAUGUAUUAUAGAUGAGUAGCCAGGCUAGGCUAUUGCUCAAAUGUUGCUGUAAUAGGCCUGUACUUGUUGCUGUAAUUCUCCUUUGCAUGGUGUUUUGUUUUGGGGUUUUUCAUUGUCAAGCUUUAAAAACCAAAGUCAGACUGCAACAUUUUAGUAGCCUAGCUAGGACUGUGGCAUGUGUCUGUAUAUUUUCCCUCCGCUGCGCGCUGUAAACGGGACACACAAAAGAGGCGCAAUUGAAGUUGAUUUCACCGACGCGAUCACAUCAGGCUGUAAUUUCAUAAAGUAGAUGACUCAACUGUUGUCUCAUUUAUACUCGCUUGUGUGUCCUAUUCGGCCCGUGGGCCUUGUGUUUGACACGUGUGCUAGCCUAUUAGCCACGUUAUGACUGACUUGUGAUCAUUGCAUUGCUAGUUUGAUUGUAUUGACAUUCCUAGCCUUAGUUACAGUCAUCUGUUUUUGUUCAAGAUAUUGAGACAUUGAAAUUGAAACAGUGCAUCCCGAAUGGGUGGAGGCAGCAAACAAUGUACCAGACCAGCUGUGAUUUACAACCUGAUAGCAAUAUUUUUUGGACUACCAAGAAAUGUAUUGGUGAAUGUAUUAAUCAUGCAGUGAACUGCCUCCAUCUAUUCUGCCAACAAUGUCUUACUGUACUUCAUGGAAUUUUGAGUCAAAUAGAACAUAUUUUAAAAAAACUAAUAUACAUUGGUUUUGAAGCAUAAACUGGGAUUUUUAUAUAUUUUACUGAUAAUAUGAUUGCCUGUUUCAUAUUUAAAAUGCUGUCAGUUCCACUUUAAAUGUGUCUAUCUGUUACAACUGGUCACCAGUAAGACCACAGAAACCUGAAGUUAUACAUUUUUCUCUCCAUCUCUCUCCAGGCGAUGCAGAACUGAAGGGCUCGGGAUUCUCUGACCCCGCCGGCCUCGACGACAUCGCCGACGACGACAUGGGUUCCAAGAAGUCGGGCGGCCACACAGUCUCCAUAGAAACGGCCAGCCUAGACAUGUACGCCAAGUAUGUGCUGAAGAGCAUCUGCCAACAGGUGAGAAUAUGUGGAAGGAGACCGUUCACACCAGGGUCAAAUGUUUUGAACUUUUAUAUUUUCUCUCUUCCGUUUCACUCCCACACCAGAAGCUACAUAUUUCCAAAUGCAGUACUUUCCAGGUGUGGAGUCAAUUUAAUUUGUUUCAUUUUAUUUCAGUCAAUCCAGGAAGUAAACUGAAAUUACAAUUUUCCUCAUUGAAAACCAACUGGAAUUUCAGUUCAUGCAAAUAGGCUGACACGUUACGCUAAAUUCCCCUGACGUGAAUAUAGCAACCUUGCUUCACAAAAUUCCCCUGACAUUUUGUAUUUUAUUAGGAUCCCCAUUAGCUGUUGCAAAAGCAGCAGCUACUCUUCCUGGGGUCCACACAAAACAUGAAACAUGCCAUAAUACAGAACAAUAAUAGACAAACAGCUCAAGGACAGAACUACAUAAAAAAAUUUUAAUUUAAAGCCACACGGAGCCUACAUAUCAAUACUACACACAAACUAUCUAGGUCAAAUAGGGGAAAGGCGUUUGUGCGGUGGAGGGUUGUUUUAUCUGUUUUUUGAAAGCAGGUUUGCUGUUCGUUUGAGCAAUAUGAGAUGGAACGGAGUUCCAUGCAAUAAUGGCUCUAUAUAAUACUGUAUGCUUUCUUGAAUUUGUUCUGGAUUUGGGUACUGUGAAAAGACCCCUGGUGGCAUGUCUGGUGGGGUAAGUGUGUGUGUCAGAGCUGUGUGGUAAGUUGACCUAUGCAACAUUUGGGGAUUUUCAACACAUUGUUUCCUUAUAAAAGAAGAAGUGAUUCAGUCAGUCUCUCCUCAUAAAAAGGAAGAAGUGAUUACAUCAGAUCCUCUGUUCUCCAGUUACUCUAAUGACAGUUUACAAUCUAAGGUAACACCAAUUAAUUUAGUCUCCUCAACUUGUUCAACAGCCCACACAUUCAUUACCACAUUCAGCUAGGUCUAGAACUUAGUGAAUGAUUUAUACCAAAUACAAUGCUCUUAGUUUUAAAGAUGUUCAGGACCAGUUGAUUACUGGCCACACAUCCCAAAACAGACUGCAACUCUUUGUUAAGGGUUUCAUUGACUUCAUUAGCUGUGGUUGCUGAUGCAUAUAUGGUUGAAUCAUCAGCAUACAUGGACACACAUGCUUUGUUUUAAUGCCAGUGGAAGGUCAUUGGUAAAAAUAGAAAAGAGUAGCUGCCCUGCGUUACACCACACUUUACACGUUUGCCAUUUAGAGAAGCUUCCAUUUAAAGAAAACCCUUGGAGUUCUAUUAGAUGGAUAGCUCUGAAUCCACAAUAUGGCAGUGGUUGAAAAGCCAUAACACACGUUUUUUCAACAACAGAUUAUGGUCAAUAAUAUCAAAGGCUGCACUGAAAUCUAACAGUACAGCUCCCACAAUCUUCUUAUUAUCAAUUUAUUUCAACCAAUCAUCAGUCAUUUGUGUCAGUGCAGUACAUGUUGAGUGCCCUUCUCUAUAAGCAUGCUUAAAGUCUGUUGUUAAUUUGUUAACAGAUAAAUAGCAUUGGAUUUGGUCAAACAUAAUUGUUUCCAACAGUUUGCUAAGAGCUGGCAACAAGCUUAUAGGUCUGCUGUUAGAACGAGUAAAGGCCGCUUUACCACUCUCGGGUAGCGGAAUUACUUUGGCUUCCCUCCAGGCCUGAGGACAAAGACGUUCCUCUAGGCUCAGAUUAAAGAUAUGACAGAUAGGAGUGGCUAUAGAGUCAGCUACCAUAUUCAGUAGCUUUCCAUCUAAGUUGUCAAUGCCAGGAGGUUUGUCAUUAUUGAUCGAUAACAAUAAUUUUCACCUCUCCCACACUAACUUGACAAAAUUCAAACUUGCAAUGCUUUUCUUUCAUUAUUUGUGUUUUUAUGCAUGAAUACGAUGGCUCACUGUUCAUUGUUGUCAUUUCCUGCCUAUGUUUGCCCACUUUGCCAAUGAAGUAAUCAUUAAAAUAAUUGGCAACAUCAAAUGGUUUUGUGAUGAAUAAGCCAUCUGAUUCAAUGAAAGAUGGAGUUGAAUUUGUCUUUCUGCCCAUAAUUUCAUUUAAAAGACUCAAGUUUUCUUCCAUCAUUCUUUAUAUCAUUGAUCUUGGCUUCAUAAUACAGUUUCUUUUUUGUUGUUGAGUUUAGUCACAUAAUUUCUCAAUUUGCAGUAAGUCAGCCAGUCAGAUGUGCAGCCAGACUUAUUAGCCACUCCUUUUGCCCAAUCUCUUUCAACCAAACAGUGUUUCAAUUCCUCAUCAAUCCAUGGAGCCUUAACAGUUCUAACAGUCAGUUUCUUAACAGGUGCAUGUUUAUCAAUAAUUGAAAGAAUCAAUUUCAUAAAUUCAUCAAGUGCAGAGUCUGGAUGCUCCUUAUUAAUCACAGCAGACCAACAAAUAUUUUUAACAUCAUCCACAUAAGACUCACAGCAAAAUCUUUUGUAGGAUCUCUUAUACACUAUUUUAGGCCCAGCUUUUGGAACUUUGGCUUUCCUGGAUAUAGCCACUAUAUUGUGAUCACUGCAUCUAAUGGGUACGGAUAUAGCUUUACAACAAAGUUCUUCAGUAUUAGUAAAAAUGUGAUCGAUACAUGUGGAUGAUCUUGUUCCUGUAGUGUUUGUAAACACCCUGGUAGGUUGAUUAAUAACCUGAACCAGGUUACAGGCACUGGUUACAGUUAGAAGCUUCCUCUUGAGCGGACAGCUUGAUGAAAACCAGUCAAUAUUCAGGUCCCCAAGAAAGUAGACCUCUCUGUUUACAUCACAUACACUAUCAAGCAUUUCACACACAUUAUUUAGAUACUGACUGUUAGCACUUGGUGGCCUAUUGCAUCACCCCAAAAGAAAAGGCUUUAGAUGUGCCAAGUGAACCUGCAACCGCAACACUUCAAUAACAUUUGACAUAAAAUAUUCUCUAAGCAUUACAGGGAUAUGGCUCUGAAUAAAUAUAUAUUGAAGUUUUGACACACCUACUUAUUCAAGGGUUUUUCUUUAUUUUUACUAUUUUCUACAUUGUAGAAUAAUAGUGAGGACAUCAAAACUAUGAAAUAACACAUACGGAAUCAUGUAGUAAACAAAAAAGUGUUAAACAAAUCAAAAUAUAUUUUAGAUUUUUGAUUCUUCAAAGUAGCCGCUCUUUGCCUUGACAGCUUUGCACACUCUUGGCAUUCUGUCAACCAGCUUCACCUGGAAUGCUUUUCCAACAGUCUUGAAGGAGUUCCCACAUAUGCUGAGCACUUGUUGGCUGCGUUUCCUUCAAUCUCCAACUCAUGUCAAACCAUCUCAAUUGGGUUGAGGUCGGGUGAUUGUGGAAGCCAGGUCGUCUGAUGCAGCACUCCAUCACUCUCCUUCUUGAUCAAAUAGCCCUUACACAGCCUGGAGGUGUGUUGGGUCAUUGUCCUGUUGAAAAACAAAUGAUAGUCCCACUAAGCCCAAACCAGAUGGGAUGGCGUAUAGCUGCAGAAUGCUGUGGUAGCCAUGCUGGUUAAGUGUGCCUUGAAUUCUAAAUAAAUCACAGACAGUGUCACCAGCAAAGCACCUCCACAACAUCACACAUCCUCCUCCAUGCUUCACGGUGGGAACCACACAUGCAGAGAUCAUCCGUUCACCUACUCUGCGUCUCACAAAGACACGGUGGUUGGAACCAAAAAUCUCAAAUUUGGACUCAUCAGAGCAAAGGACAGAUUUCCACUGGUCUAAUGUCCAUUGCUCGUGUUUCUUGGCCCAAGCAAGUCUCUUCUUCUUAUGUGUCCUUUAGUAGUGGUUUCUUUGCAGCAAUUUGACCAUGAAGGCCUGAUUCACGCAAUCUCUUCUGAACAGUUGAUGUUGAGAUGUGUCUGUUACUUGAGCAUUUAUUUAUUUUAGGUUACUACAUGAUUCCAUAUGUGUUAUUUCAUAGUUUUGAUGUCUUCACUAUUAUUCUACAGUGUAGAAAAUAGUAAAAAUAAAGAAAAACCCUUGAAUGAGUAGCUGUGUCCAGACUUUUGACUGGUACUGUGUGUGUAUAUAUGGGCCUGCCGGUGUAACUGCUUGCUGUACACUGUACUGCAUGAUUGUAACGGGUUUACUAAUGCGUUAGUUCUAGUAGCUAUGUUGACUAUGACGUCAGCUAAUAUGGUGACAACGAUGUAGGCUGUGUGUAGUGGUUAUGGUAUGGGUGGCUACUUUGAAGAAUCUCAAAUAUACAAUACAGUAAAAAAUAAAGAAAAACCCUGGAAUGAGUAGGUGUCCAAACUUUUGACUGGUACUGUGUGUGUGUGUGUGUGUGUGUGUGUGUGUGUGUGUGUGUGUGUGUGUAUAUAUGUAUACAGUGGGGGAAAAAAGUAUUUAGUCAGCCACCAAUUGUGCAAGUUCUCCCACUUAAAAAGAUGAGAGAGGCCUGUAAUUUUCAUCAUAGGUACACGUCAACUAUGACAGACAAAAUGAGAAUUUUUUUUCCAGAAAAUCACUUUGUAGGAUUUUUAAUGAAUUUAUUUGCAAAUUAUGGUGGAAAAUAAGUAUUUGGUCAAUAACAAAAGUUUCUCAAUACUUUGUUAUAUACCCUUUGUUGGCAAUGACAGUCUUCACAAGGUUUUCACACACUGUUGCUGGUAUUUUGGCCCAUUCCUCCAUGCAGAUCUCCUCUAGAGCAGUGAUGUUUUGGGGCUGUUGCUGGGCAACACGGACUUUCAACUCCCUCCAAAGAUUUUCUAUGGGGUUGAGAUCUGGAGACUAGCUAGGCCACUCCAGGACCUUGAAAUGCUUCUUAUAAAGCCACUCCUUCGUUGCCCGGGCGGUGUGUUUGGGAUCAUUGUCAUGCUGAAAGACCCAGCCACGUUUCAUCUUCAAUGCCCUUGCUGAUGGAAUCUCACGAUACAUGGCCCCAUUCAUUCUUUCCUUUACACGGAUCAGUCGUCCUGGUCCCUUUGCAGAAAAACAGCCCCAAAGCAUGAUGUUUCCACCCCCAUGCUUCACAGUAGGUAUGGUGUUCUUUGGAUGCAAAGUUAUAUUUUGGUUUCAUCUGACCAUAUGACAUUCUCCCAAUCCUCUUCUGGAUCAUCCAAAUGCACUCUAGCAAACUUCAGACGGGCCUGGACAUGUACUGGCUUAAGCAGGGGGACACGUCUGGCACUGCAGGAUUUGAGUCCCUGGCGGCGUAGUGUGUUACUGAUGGUAGGCUUUGUUACUUUGGUCCCAGCUCUCUGCAGGUCAUUCACUAGGUCCCCCCGUGUGGUUCUGGGAUUUUUGCUCACCGUUCUUGUGAUCAUUUUGACCCCACGGGGUGAGAUCUUGCGUGGAGCCCCAGAUCGAGGGAGAUUAUCAGUGGUCUUGUAUGUCUUCCAUUUCCUAAUAAUUGCUCCCACAGUUGAUUUCUUCAAACCAAGCUGCUUACCUAUUUCAGAUUCAGUCUUCCCAGCCUGGUGCAGUUCUACAAUUUUGUUUCUGGUGUCCUUUGACAGCUCUUUGGUCUUGGCCAUAGUGGAGUUUGGAGUGUGACUGUUUGAGGUUGUGGACAGGUGUCUUUUAUACUGAUAACAAGUUCAAACAGGUGCCAUUAAUACAGGUAAUGAGUGGAGGACAGAGGAGCCUCUUAAAGAAGAAGUUACAGGUCUGUGAGAGCCAGAAAUCUUGCUUGUUUGUAGGUGACCAAAUACUUAUUUUCUACCAUAAUUUGCAAAUAAAUUCAUAAAAAAUCCUACAAUGUGAUUUUCUGGAGAAAAAAAAUCUCAAUUUGUCUGUCAUAGUUGACGUGUACCUAUGAUGAAAAUUACAGGCCUCUCUCAUCUUUUUAAGUGGGAGAACUUGCACAAUUGGUGGCUGACUAAAUACUUUUUUCCCCCACUGUAUGUGUGUGUGUGUAUGUAUGUAUGUAUGUAUGUAUGUAUGUAUGUAUGUAUGUACUUAGAGGAGGAUGGAAACUAGCUGUCCUCCGGCUACACCAUGGCGCUACCCCAGAGAGUGCUGUUGAGGCUACUGUAGACCUUCAUUGCAAAACAGUGUGUUUGAAUUAAUUAUUUGGUGACGUGUAUAGUUUUAUCUAAAAAGGAUAACUUUUUUUAAAUGUUUCACUAUUUACAUUUUUCUGAAAUUCAUUGAGGAGGAUGGUCCUCUACUUCUUCGUCUGAGGCGCCUCCUCUGCCUGAUACUCUCAUGAGUCAAGGUUGACCCACCCCUUAGUCCACUCCUUUCCUCCACAACACCAACAAUUACAAACUUGAGUGAUACCCUCUACUUGUGUGUUCCACAGAGAAGUAUAUUGUUUAAUGGUAGUUGCCGAGUUUUAACAGGCAGUCUUUGUAAAUCAAAAUGUGCUCUUAACAUAAAAUAAAAGUGAGUGUGCCCAGCUUUCGUCAACAGAUUGUGUAUAAUGGUAAAUAAAAAUGAUUUGAAAUUCCAGUAAAGUAGUGAAUAAAAAAAUCCUCAUAGGAAACAAUAUGGAGUUUUCUAAUUAUGAGUUUCAUUUUGAUUCACUUUCUACAUUGACUGAAUUGAAAACGGAAUGGGCCUAAACCCUGUUCAGUGUAUAUACCCCUUGGUGAUCUCUCUCUCUCAUCACACAUCUCUCCCUCGAUCCUCCUCCAUCAGGAGUGGGUGGGCGAGCGCUGUCUUAAGUCCCUGUCGGAGGACAGCAGUGCCCUGCAGGACCCGGUGCUGGUCAACAUCCAGGCCCAGCGGCUGCUGCAGCUCAUCUGCUACCCCCACCGCCAGCUGGACAGUGAGGAGGGGGACAACCCCCAGAGGCAGCGCAUCAAACGCAUCCUCCAGGUCAGCCCACACAAGCCCCCAGCACUGACAACAGGGCCGCGUUGUGGAAUAUUCAGAUGAACAAAAUAUUAUGUAGAACAAACAUGCCUUUCUAUAAUGUAGAAUAAGGAAUCACGCCCUGACAACGGACAGCACUUCUCAUGAGCAGAGUAUACUUUUUUUCACUUUUCCCUCAAGGGCAGCAGAUGUAUGACCUAAAACCUUUUUCUGGAAAUUGCUUUCAAAUGGUUUCUUUGAAGCCAUCGAGGCCAGUUGUAAGUGAAUCAGUGUUAGCCCUAGAUGAUCUUUGGGGAUGGCAGAGCGAGCACAGCAGACGGCACAUCCAUUAGAAAUGGGGGGUUGUGGGUGCUAGAAUUAAUCAGUUGGUGAACUUUCUCUGAACCCCUGCCAUAGCUCAGCGGACCACAUUAGGGUAUAUGAGUGUUCUGAGUUUUCUGAAUGGCAUUACUGCCAUCUGCUGACUAAAGCAGAGCUACAGGGAGCGUGGUAAACUAUGAUGCUAAGUCUCUCUGUGACAACUGCUUGGGGAUUGUUGUGAUAUAUACAACUGUCUAAAAGUUGUGUCCCAUCCUCCCGGCUCUAGAACAUGGACCAGUGGACCAUGAGACAGUCGUCCCUGGAGCUGCAGCUCAUGAUCAAGCAGAGUACUAACAACGUAAGUAACCAGACUCCAGUGUCCUGUAAGGCCCUCAAAACACUGACAACACUGCCAUCUAGUCAAAAUUAAGCAUGAUAUGACCUUUACAUUUUAGUCAUUUAGUUAACGCUCUUAUCCAGAGCGACUUACAAGAGCAAUUAGGGUUAAGUGCUUGCUCAAGUGCACAUCAACAGAUUUUUCGAACCAGCGACCUUUCGGUUACUGGCCCAACGCUCUUAACUGCUAGGCGGUCUGCCGCCCAAUGAUAUUGCUCAAAAUAUAGAUUUUGAAUACAAUUCAUCUGUAAAGUUCACAAGUGUGCCUCUGGUUCAAUUGAGUGCAUAGCGAUAUAGAAUGAAAGUGGCUUGUGUCAAAACCCUUCAUAACUGUAGAAUGUGCUAGUAAUGGCAGCCAUCUUGGUCAGGGAUAGAUUCCCUGUCAUUGAGUGUAAGUGGAUGAACUCGUCUUCCUUGUCUCCCUGCAGGAGCUGUACUCCCUAUUGGAGAACAUCGCCAAGGUCACCAUAGAGGUGUUCCAGAAGUCAGCGGAGAUGAACUCCAGCAACCCCUCAGGAAACGGCUCGGCCGGCGCGGGAGGCUCCGCCUCCAACAGCAACAACACUAGCAAGACGAAACCAGUGUUGAGGUGUGUGUGACCUUUAUAAAUUCUCCCUCCCAUUUUAAAAAUAUGUAGGAAUAUUGAGUUCACUGAGAAAUCACAUGGUAAAAUGGUUAUUUGCUAUAUAAUUAUUUGAUUAUAGCUUUUCUGUGAGAUACAUUGAAACGAGCAUUUCUUUUAAUAUUUUGUUUUUUAAUCAUAGGUACUAGCAAUUGUCAAAUUUCAACCAGAUAAUAUCAGUUUUCACAUAAUCUCUUUUGGUAAAACCAUUUGAGUUAGCUAAAGCAGUGUUUCCCAACUCAGGUCCUCGUUUGUUGUAGCCCUGGACAAAAACACCUGAUUCAACUUAUUUGACAAGUAGAAUCAGGUGUGCUUGUCCGGGGCCACAACAAAAAUAUGUAUUGUUGGGGAUACUCGAGGAUCAUCAAACAUGCUUUCUCAUUGUUGUUGAUAUCUAACCUUAGUGUAACAUCUCAUUAUUUUUGUUUGUGUACCUCCCCAGUUCGUCAGAGCGGUCAGGUGUGUGGCUGGUGGCGCCACUGAUAGCCAAGCUGCCCACCUCAGUCCAGGGCCACGUCCUGAAGGCGGCAGGGGAGGAGCUGGAGAAGGGCCAGCAUCUGGGAUCCUCCUCACGCAAGGAGAGGGACCGGCAGAAACAGAAAAGGUCAGACAACUCACCCCUGAGGAACCCCUUUUUUGUAAUGGUCCCAACAGAUAUACAGUAUAGAUCAAUAAACACACAGCUCAGGACUGGCCCCCUCUUUCAGAAAAGUUUGUUUUAGUGGGUGUCAAAAACAGGGGCUUUAUGAGGUGCUAUUUUGGGUUAUGUAAAUAAUGCUCAUUUUAUCAACAUGGUUGUACUCUCAUCCAGAAACAUAAUACUCUGCUCUAUUAUUAUAAUUUUUUUGCCCCAGCUUUCAUAUUUCCAAAUUCAUAGUGGAUGUAUUGCCUUUACACAUUUGUCUGUUUCCAGCAUGUCUCUGCUGAGCCAGCAGCCCUUCCUAUCUCUGGUGCUGACCUGUCUAAAAGGCCAGGAUGAACAGAGGGAGGGCCUCCUCACCUCCCUCUACAGCCAGGUGCAGCAGGUAAGACCCAACACAGCCUCUCCCCCAUCUUCCUAUCCCACCUCACCCCCUCUAUUAGGCCCAAAUCCCAACUUGAGAUCUGUGUGCAUAACGGUUUCAUUGACAUCAAUUUACACAAAAGUCCAAGUGUGUGCAUCUCAAGUGAGGAUUCCGUCCUCCGUGUGCUCACUGUUGGCAAAAUCUGCCAUCUCAUGCUGACUGAUGCAAUUGGCUGCAUUUCCAUCUUCCAGAUUGUAACGAACUGGCGGGAGGACCAGUACCAGGAUGACUGCAAGGCUAAGCAGAUGAUGCACGAGGCACUGAAGCUGCGGCUCAAUCUGGUGAGGUUUCUUCGUCACCACUACGAUCAUCAUCAUUAUCAUAGUCAUGUGAUAUCCCUGUCAUGCCUGAAAGUGGUAAAUUGUCCAAUAUCAGAUAAGGCCAGACGGAAUCUAAGGGGACAGAAAGUACCUCUGGAAACAAAUCAAACCCAGUUAGUUACUGCUACAGAACACUGAUGUUUUGUCCAUUUAAAAGUACAAAGAGAUGUAGAGGUCGAAAAUGUAUUAAGAAAAACUACAUGCAAAUUCUCUCUGGCCCUUGAUAAGAGUGUCAUGAAUGUUUCUGAAUUGCAUACUAAUGCCCUGUUAACAUCAUGAUGUAUUUCAUUACGCCGUACGUCACCUUCAUGGACGGAGAGCAUAGGAUAGGGUUUCACAACGCAAGAUAAGAUGGAAUAGAGUCUCUCGUCAGAGAUGGCAUUUAUUUUGGGAGAUUGCAAAAUAUGACAUUUUCAUUCAAGACAGGAGAAGCAUGCUGUUUCAGUUGAUAAUAAAACAUGUCUUGUUAGUAAUUUUUUCCUCAACUUGUUUCUAUAAUCGUUUUAGCAAGUCAAGCUAGCUUGCACUGUAAAGCGUCAAGCUAGCUUGCACUGUAAAGCGUCAAGCUAGCUUGCACUGUAAAGCGUCAAGCUAGCUUGCACUGUAACAGCCAACGUAGUACUCACUUAUAGGAAUGGGUAAUUGUUUACAAGUUGCUAGCUAUCCCGUAAAGCCAUCACCACAUAUUUUCAUCUUCUGCGGUUUGGUAACUUCCCGUCCUUCGACGGACUCUGGCUGGACUGAAGACGACGCAAAGUUUGGAAAAUUUAAAAGUAUGCGGCAUCCUUCUCACAAGCCUUCAAUCGCAAGGGGGCGUUACGAUUCCACUCCGUUGUGGACGUCCCCAUUGAAAUGCAUGACAUCUGGCGCAACGUAACGGAGUGCUUAUGGGUAAUGUGAACGAGGCUUAAGAUGAAAUUGGAUGUCUUAUCUUUGCUCUCCAGGUAGGUGGGAUGUUUGACACGGUACAACGCAGCACACAGCAGACCACCGAGUGGGCUGUGCUACUCCUCGACAUCAUCAGCAGCGGUACAGUGGACAUGCAGUCCAACAAGUAAGUCCCAACACACCUGCUCACACAUUUUAAACUUCAUCAGCUUUACUUCAUGUGUUCAUUUGUUGUUAAGAUGGUAAUGUCAACAUGUAAAGUAUCUGUAAAGUACCUGACGUGUGUGUGAUUUCUCUUCUCCCUCUGUCCGUCUCUCUCGCUCUCUUCCUUUUUUUUCUCUCAGUGAGCUCUUCACUACGGUUCUGGACAUGCUGAGUGUGCUGAUUAACGGCACGCUGGCUGCUGACAUGUCCAGCAUCUCUCAGGGCAGCAUGGAGGAGAACAAGAGGGCUUACAUGAACCUGGUCAAGAAGCUCCGGGUAAGAUCACACACAUCACACUGGAUGUACACUGAGUGUAGAAAACAUUAGGUUCACCUGCUCUUUCCAUGACAGACUGACCAAGUGAAUCCAUGUGAAAGCUAUGAUCCCUUAUUGAUGUCACUUGUUAAACCCACUUCAAUCAGUGUAGAUGAAGGGGAGGAGACAGGUUAAAGAAGGAUUUUUAAGCAUUGAGACAAUUGAGACAUGGAUUGUGUAUGUGUGCCAUUCAGAGGGUGAAUGGGCAAUACAAAAUAUUUAAGUGCUUUUGAACGGGGUAUGGUAGUAAGUGCCAGGCGCACCGGUUUGAGUGUGUCAAGAACUGCAACAUUGCUGGGUUUUUCACGCUCAACAAUGUGUAUCAAGAAUGGUCCACCAGCCAACUUGACACAACUGUGGGAAGCAUUGGAGUCAACAUGGGCUUUCGACACCUUGUAGAGUCCAUGCCCCGACGAAUUGAGGCUGUUCUGAGGGCAAAAGGGUAUGCAACUCAAUAUUAGGAAGGUGUUCUUAAUGUUUUGUACUCUCCGUGUAUAUGUGGAAUAUAUAAUAAUAUAUGUCCUAUGUAGCAGAGUAUUCCGUUAUUAUUGUAUUUUAUUUAUGUAUUUAAGUCAAUGGAGAGGAAGUUCAGGAGAAAAAACAAAACAAAAUAUAACUAUUGUAAAAUUGACUGUGUCCAUAAAAUGUGUAUAGUAUGUAUAAGCUGGAAGUAGAGGCCUAAGCGUUGUUGUUCACUAGUUUACGCCAAUUAGGGGAUGGGUGGUGGGGUUGGAAAGUAAAAGGAAAAUACAGUGCCUUGCAAAAAUAUUAAUCCACUUGGCGUUUUUCCUAUUUUGUUGCAUUACAAGCUGUAAUUUAAAUGGAUUUUUAUUUGGAUUUCAUGUAAUGGACAUACACGAAAUGGUCCAAAUUGGUGAAGUGGAAUGAAAAAAAUUACUUGUUUCCAAAAAAAUUCUCAAAGAUAAAUAAUGGAAAAGUGGUGCGUACAUAUGUAUUCACUCCCUUUGCUAUGAAGCCCCUAAAUAAGAUCUGGUGCAACCAAUUACCUUCAGAAGUCACAUAAUUAGUUAGAUUGCACACAGGUGGACUUUAUUUAAGUGUCACAUGAUCUCAGUAUUAUAUACACCUGUUCUGAAAGGCCCCAGAGUCUGCAACACCACUAGGCAAAGGGCACCACCAAGCAAGCGGCACCAUGAAGACCAAGGAGCUCUCCAAACAGGUCAGGGACAAAGUUGUGGAGUAGUACAGAUCAGGGUUGAGUUAUAAAAAAAUAUCAGAAACUUUGAACAUCCCACGGAGCACCAUUAAAUCCAUUAAUUUUUUUUAAUGGAAAGAAUAUGGCACUACCACAAACCUGCCAAGAGAGGGCCGCCCACCAAAAGUCACGGACCAGGCACGGAGGGCAUUAUUGAGGCAACAAAGAGACCAAAGAUAACCCUGAAGGAGCUGGAAAGCUCCACAGCGGAGAUUGGAGUAUCUGUCCAUAGGACCACUUGAAGCCGUACACUCCACAGAGCUGGGCUUUACGGAAGAGUGGCCAGAAAAAAGCCAUUGCUUAAAGAAAAAAAUAAGCAAACACAUUUGGUGUUUGCCAAAAGGCAUGUGGGAGACUCCCCAUAUGGAAGAAUGGUACUCUGGUCAGAUGAGACUAACAUUAAGCUUUUUGGCCAUCAAGGAAAAUGCUAUGUCCGGCGCAAACCCAACACCUCUCAUCACCCCGAGAACACCAUCCCCAUAGUGAAGCAUGGUGGUGGCAGCAUCAUGCUGUGGGGAUGUUUUUCAUCGGCAGGGACUGGGAAACUGGUCAGAAUUGAAGGAAUGAUGGAUGGCGCUGAAUACAGGGAAAUUCUUAAGGGAAACCUGUUUCAGUCUUCCAGAGAUUUGAGACUGGGACGGAGGUUCACCUUCCAGCAAGACAAUGACCCUAAGCAUACUGCUAAAGCAACACUCGAGUGGUUUAAGGGGAAACAUUUAAAUGUAUUGGAAUGGCCUAGUCAAAGCCCAGACCUCAAUCCAAUUGAGAAUCUGUGGUAUGACUUAAAGAUUGCUGUACACCAGCGGAACCCAUCCAACUUGAAGGAGCUGGAGCAGUUUUGCCUUGAAGAAUAGGAAGAAAUCCCAGUGGCUAGAUGUGCCAAGCUUAUAGUGGGAAGCUUGUGGAAGGCUACCCAAAGCGUUUGACCCAAGUUAAACAAUUUAAAGGCAAUGCUACCAAAUACUAAUUGAGUGUAUGUAAACUUCUGACCAACUGGGAAUGUGCUGAAAGAAAUAAAAGCUGAAAUAAAUCAUUCUCUCUACUAUUAUUGUGACAUUUCACAUUCUUAAAAUAAAGUGGUGAUCCUAACUGACCUAAGACAGGGAAUUGUUACUAGGAUUAAAUGUCAGGAAUUGUGAAAAACUGAGUUUAAAUGUAUUUGGCUAAGGUGUAUGUAAACUUCCGCCUUCAACUGUGUACAUACACUGCUCAAAAAAAUAAAGGGAACACUAAAAUAACACAUCCUAGAUCUGAAUGAAUGAAAUAAUCUUAUUAAAUACUUUUUUCUUUACAUAGUUGAAUGUGCUGACAACAAAAUCACACAAAAAUGAUCAAUGGAAAUCAAAUGUAUCAACCCAUGGAGGUCUGGAUUUGGAGUCACCCUCAAAAUUAAAGUGGAAAACCACAUUACAGGCUGAUCCAACUUUGAUGUAAUGUCCUUAAAACAAGUCAAAAUGAGGCUCAGUAGUGUGUGUGGCCUCCACGUGCCUGUAUGACCUCCCUCCAACGCCUGGGCAUGCUCCUGAUGAAGUGGUGGAUGGUCUCCUGAGGGAUCUCCUCCCAGACCUGGACUAUAGCAUCCGCCAACUCCUGGACAGUCUGUGGUGCAACGUGGCGUUGGUGGAUGGAGCGAGACAUGAUGUCCCAGAUGUGCUCAAUUGGAUUCAGGUCUGGGGAACGGGCGGGCCAGUCCAUAGCAUCAAUGCCUUCCUCUUGCAGGAACUGCUGACACACUCCAGCCACAUGAGGUCUAGCAUUGUCUUGCAUUAGGAGGAACCCAGGGCCAACCGCACCAGCAUAUGGUCUCACAAGGGGUCUGAGGAUCUCAUCUCGGUACCUAAUGGCAGUCAGGCUACCUCUGGCGAGCACAUGGAGGGCUGUGCGGCCCCCCAAAGAAAUGCCACCCCACACCAUGACUGACCCACCGCCAAACCGGUCAUGCUGGAGGAUGUUGCAGGCAGCAGAACGUUCUCCACGGCGUCUCCAGACUCUGUCACGUCUGUCACAUGCUCAGUGUGAACCUGCUUUCAUCUGUGAAGAGCACAGGGCGCCAGUGGUGAAUUUGCCAAUCUUGGUGUUCUCUGGCAAAUGCCAAACAUCCUGCACGGUGUUGGGCUGUAAGCACAACCCCCACCUGUGGACGUCGGGCCCUCAUACCACCCUCAUGGAGUCUGUUUCUGACCGUUUGAGCAGACACAUGCACAUUUGUGCCUGCUGGGGGUCAUUUUGCAGGGCUCUGGCAGUGCUCCUCCUUGCUCAAUGGCGGAGGUAGCAGUCCUGCUGCUGGGUUGUUGCCCAUCCUACGGCCUCCUCCACGUCUCCUGAUGUACUGGCCUGUCUCCUGGUAGCGCCUCCAUGCUUUGGACACUACGCUGACAGACACAGCAAACCUUCUUGCCACAGCUCGCAUUGAUGUGCCAUCCUGGAUGAGCAGCACUACCUGAGCCACUUGUGUGGGUUGUAGACUCCGUCUCAUGCUACCACUAGAGUGAAAGCACCGCCAGCAUUCAAAAGUGACCAAAACAUCAGCCAGGAAGCAUAGGAACUGAGAAGUGGUCUGUGGUCACCAACUUCAAAACCAGUCCUUUAUUGGGGGUGUCUUGCUAAUUGCCUAUAAUUUCCACAUGUUGUCUAUUCCAUUUGCACAACAGCAUGUGAAAUGUAUUGUCAAUCAGUGUUGCUUCCUAAGUGGACAGUUUGAAUUCACAGAAGUGUGAUUGACUUGGAGUUACAUUGUGUUGUUUAAGUGUUCCCUUUAUUUUUUUGAGCUGUGUGUGUGUGUGUAUAUAUAUAUAUAUGUGUGUGUGUGUGUGUGUGUGUGUGUUACUUAUUUUUUUAUAUAUAUAUAUAUAUAUAUAUAUAUAUAUAUAUAUAUAUAUAUAUAUAUAUAUAUAUAUAUAUAUAUAUAUGGGAUUGGAAGUGAUGCAGACAAUUACAUUGAUGGAAGUUAGUCUAUCUGCAAUAUUAAAGCUGAUCUACCCCCCCCAAAAAAAGGCAAUGGAAAGGUGUUAUGCUCGGUGUUUGCCACAAGAGGUCCCCUCUCGCCUAGAAUUCAGUUAGAGUCGAGCAACUGUCAAACAGACACUAGGAAGUAUCUCAAUUCAAUACUAUUUGUAUCUUUAUUUCAAGGUGUUUGGCUCGUUCUCUACUCCGAAAGGUGUCAAUAACUCUACUGUUGUGGUGUGUAUUUGCAGAAAGAGCUGGGCGACCGGCAGUCGGAGAGCCUGGAGAAGGUGCGGCAGCUGCUCCCUCUGCCCAAGCAGACCCGUGACGUCAUCACGUGUGAACCUCAGGGUUCGCUCAUCGACACCAAGGGCAACAAGAUUGCCGGCUUUGAAAAGGAGGUGAGUACUAUGAGCUUUUACCCUUGGAAUUGUUGAAUGUAUUACUGUUUCUCUGUCACAAAGAUAUUGACUAUUUCUAGCCCACAUGGUUCUUCAUAAACUCUUGUCUUUCAGCUGUUCACUAGGAAUGGCUUCAAUAACUUCCAUAAAUAGCAGACCUGGGUUCAAAUACUAUGUUUAUUUCAAAUACUUGAUUGAGCUUGCCUGGCGUAAUGAAACCAAUUAAAUAGUCCCAAAUCUGUAAACCAUGCCCAUAUGGUACUCCAGGCCCCUUCAAAUGGUCAAAGUUUAUUAGGGAAAACAAAUAGUAUUUGAACCCAGGUCUGCUAAAUACUUAUGCAUUUAGACCUCUUAAUUGUCAGGAUCAAUUUGGGGCAACACCAGUCUCCAAUAAUUGUGAUCUAUACCUAUAUAAAACCACCUCUCUCUCCUUUUCCAUCAGGGCCUCCAGGUGUCGACCAAGCAGAAGAUCUCUCCGUGGGACGUGUUCGAGGGCCUCAAGCACUCGGCCCCUCUCUCCUGGGGCUGGUUCGGGACGGUGCGCGUGGACCGUAAGGUCACCAAGUUCGAGGAGCAGCAGCGCUUCCUCCUCUACCACACCCACCUGAAGCCCAAGCCACGCAGCUACUACCUGGAGCCCCUCCCCCUGCCCCCUGAGGAGGAGGAGCCGCCCACGCCCGUGCCCCAGGAGCACGAGAAGAAGAUUGGUGGAGGCGGUGAAGCCGGAGAAGAGCGUCCCUGCAGUGUCAUCCGACUCAACCAAGAAAAAGACCAAGAAGAAGAAGACUCCGUCCACCAGCAAAACUGAGGUGAGGGAGACACACUGGGACAGGUCCUGUCCAGCAAAGCUGAGGUGAGGGAGACACACUGGGACAGGUGCUGUCCAGGAACAACUACUAGCUAGGCCCUAUUAGGGCUGUGGCGGUCACAAAAUGUAGUCAGCAUUGUGAUUGUCAAGCAAAUAACUGUCGGUCUCACGGUAAUUGACCAUUAAUUAACAAACACAUUUAGCAUCUCCUGGCUUCCACACAUAGCCUACAAGCCACUGAUGCAGACCUUUGGAACAUCUACAUUAGAAAAAAUUCUAGUAAAUCCAUGUAAUAUAGCCUACACCUUCACAAUAAAUCCAUUAUUUCUUUUAGACGGGUCUAAAGAAACAUGAUAUGAAGAAAAUGUACUCUAUUUCAGAACAACAGAAUAGCAUACUCUGAGUUGUCCUUAUGUUAGGUCGUGAUCUGGCUAUGCCAAAUGGCUGUGGGCUACACUAGUUAAUUUAGCAGACAAGAUUUGCUUAGAAUUCCAUGGCAUUAUUUUAUAUUAUUUUAUAGUAUGAAGAAUACAAUUGAACAAAGCUGAAUAAAAUAGAAAGGAUAUUUUCUCCAAAUGAUUUGAGGGAGUGCGCACAUGCGGCUAUUCUGUGUUGAGCGGUUAACAAAGAAAUAGGUAUUCCUAUAUGCUUAAUUUAGAGUUAUUAAUGUAACUGUAGUUGUUCUACAAACGUUGGCCUAUAUGUUUAGAUUUUUAGUGCCUUCGGGAAGUAUUCAGACCCCUUGACUUUUUCCACAUUCUGUUACGUUACAGCCUUAUUCUGAAAUUAAUUAAAUAAAUAAAAAUCCUCAGCAAUCUACAAACAACAAUAUCCCAUAAUGACAAAGCGAAAACAGGUUUUUAGACAUUUUUGCAAAUCUAUAAAAAUAACAUACCUUAUUUACAUAAGUAUUCAGCCCCUUUGCAAUGAGACUCCAAAUUGAGCUCAGGUGCAUACUGUUUCCAUUGAUCAUCCUUGAUGUUUCUACAACUUGAUUGGAGUCCACCUGUGGUAAAUUCAAUUGAUUGGACAUUAUCUGGAAAGGCACACAGCUGUCUAUAAGGUCCCACGGUUGACAGUGCAUAGCACAAAAGCCAAGCCAUGAGGUUGAAGGAAUUGUCUGUAGAGCUCCGAGACUGGAUUGUGUCGAGGCACAGAUCUGGGGAAGGGUACCAAAAAAUGUCUGUAGCAUUGAAGGUCCCCAAGAACACAGUGGCCUCCCUCAUUCUUAAAUGGAAGAUGUUUGGAACCACCAAGACUCUUCCUAGAGCUGGCCACCCGGCCAAACUGAGCAAUCAUGGGAGAAGGACUUUGGUCAUGGGAGGUGACCAAGAACCUGAUGGUCACUCUGACAGAGCUCUAGAGUUCCUCUGUGGAGAUGGGAGAACCUUCCAAAAGAACAAACAUCUCUGCAGCACUCCACCAAUCAGGCCUUUAUGGUAGAGUGGCCAGACGGAAGCAUCUCCUCAGUAAAAGGCACAUGACAGCCCGCUUGGGAGUUUGCCAAAAGGUACCUAAAGAUCUCAGACCAUGAGAAACAAGAUUCUCUGGUCUGAUGAAACCACGAUUGAACUCUUUGGCCUGAAUGCCAAGCGUCACGUCUGGAGGAAACCUGGCACAAUCCCUACGGUGAAGCAUGGUGGUGGCAGCAUCAUGCUGUGGGGAUGUUUUUCAGUGGCAGAGACUAUGAGACUAGUCAGGAUCGAGGCAAAGAUUAACGGAGCAGAGUACAUAGAGAUCCUUGAUGAAAACCUGCUCAGGACCUCAGACUGGUGCAAAGGUUCACCUUCCAACAGGACAACGACCCUAAGCACACAGCCAAGACAACUCGGGAGUGGCUUCGGGACAAGUCUCUGAAUGUCCUUGAGUGUCCCAGCCAGAGCCUGGACUUGAACCCGAUCUAAAAUCUCUGGAGAGACCUGAAAAUAGCUGUGCAGCGACGCUCCCCAUCCAACCUGACAGAGCUUGAGAGGAUCUUCAGAGAAGAAUGGGAGAAACUCCCCAAAUACAGGUGUGCCAAGCUUGUAGCAUGUUACCCAAGAAGAAUCAAUGCUGUAAUCGCUGUCAAAGGUGCUUCAACAAAGUACUGUGUAAAGAGUCUGAAUAUUUGUGUAAAUGUGACAUUUCUAAAAAGCUGUUUUUGCUUUGUCAUUAUGGGGUAUUGUGUUUAGAUUGAUAAGGGGAAAAAAGCAAUGUAAUACAUUUUUGAAUGGGUGUAACGUAACAAAAUGUCGAAAAAGUCAAGGGGUCUGAAUACCUUCCGAAGGCACUAUGUGUGAAAUACCUGUCUCGAAGCAGGGGGGAAAAUACAUUUCAUCCAGCAAAUGGAGACAUUUCCCGUGGUUCAUUUUCAUGCCAGCCAGGUAGGCUAUACUCAUUUUUUACAUUUGAGUCAUUUAGCAGACGCUCUUAUCCAGAGCGACUUACAGUUAGUGAGUGCAUACAUUUUUCAUACUCCUGUUGUAAAGAUAAGCAAUGUGCUUAGUAUUAGAACAUUUGAGAAGUAAUUAUAAACUCUGCAAAAAAGAAACGUCCCUUUUACAGGACCUUGUCUUUCAAAGAUAAUUCGUAAACAAUUAAUGAACAUGCAUCUGUGGAAAUGUCGUUAAGACACUAACAGCUUACAGACGGUAGGCAAUUAAGGUCACAGUUAUGAAAACUUAGGACAAUAAAGAGGCCUUUCUACUGACUCUGGAAAAACACCAAAAGAAAGAUGCCCAGGGUCCCUGCUCAUCUGCGUGAACGUGCCUUAGGCAUGCUGCAAGGAAGCAUGAGGACUGCAGAUGUGGCCAGGGCAAUAGAUUGCAAUGUCCGUACUGUGAGACGCCUAAGACAGCCCUACAGCGAGACAGGGCGGACAGCUGAUCGUCCUUGCAGUGGCAGACCACGUGUAACAACACCUGCACAGGAUCGGUACAUCCGAACAUCACACCUGCGGGACAGGUACAGGAUGGCAACAACAACUGCCCGAGUUACACCAGGAACGCACAAUCCCUCCAUCAGUGCUCAGACUGUCCGCAAUAUGCUGAGAGAGGCUGGACUGAGGGCUUGUAGGCCUGUUGUAAGGCAGGUCCUCACCAGACAUCACUGGCAACAACGUCGCCUAUGGGCACAAACCCACCGUCGCUGGACCUGACAGGACUGGCAAAAAGUGCUCUUCACUGACUAGUCGCGGUUUUGUCUCACCAGGGGUGAUGGUCGGAUUAGCGUUUAUUGUUGAAGGAAUGAGCAUUACACCAAGGCCUGUACUCUGGAGCGGGAUCGAUUUGGAGGUGGAGGGUCCUUCAUGGUCUGGGGCGGUGUGUCACAGCAUCAUCGGACUGAGCUUGUUGUCAUUGCAGGCAAUCUCAACGCUGUGCGUUACAGGGAAGACAUCUUCCUCCCUCAUGUGGUACCCUUCCUGCAGACUCAUCCUGACAUGACACUCCAGCAUGACAAUGCCACCAGCCAUACUGCUCGUUCUGUGUUCUGCCAUGGCCAGCGAAGAGCCCGGAUCUCCAUCCCAUUGAGCACAUCUGGGACCUAUUGGAUCGGAGGGUGAGGGCUAGGGCCAUUCCCCCCAGAAAUGUCCAGGAACUUGCAGGUGCCUUGGUGGAAGAGUGGGGUAACAUCUCACAGCAAGAACUGGCAAAUAUGGUGCAGUCCAUGAGGAGGAGAUGCACUGCAGUACUUAAUGCAGCUGGUGGCCACACCAGAUACUGACUGUUACUUUUUAUUCUGACCCCCCCUUUGUUCGUGGACACAUUAUUCAAUUUAUGUUAGUCACAUGUCUGUGGAACAUGUUCAGUUUAUGUCUCAGUUGUUGAAUCUUAUGUUCAUACAAAUAUUUACAUGUUAAGUGUGCUGAAAAUAAACGCAGUUGACAGUGAGAGGAUGUUUCUUUUUUUGCUGAGUUUAGUAGGCCAAGCCUAUAGAAAGCUAAUGGGAUCCACCACUUUUUAAUAGAGGCCAUCACUCUGUUUUCUCGGGCAAUUGCAUAGCCUAUAGGGUCCCCGAGUGGCGCAGUGGUCUAAGGCACUGCAGCGCAGUGCUAGCUGUGCCACUAGAGAUCCUGGUUCGAAUCCAGGAUCUCUAGCGACCGGGAGACCCAUGGGGCGGCGCACAAUUGGCCCAGCGUCGUCCAGGGUAGGGGAGGGAAUGGCCGGCAGGGGUGUAGCUCAGUUGGUAGAGCAUGGCGUUUGCAACGCCAGGGUUGUGGGUUUGAUUCCCAUGGGGGGCCAGUAUAAAAAAUAAAUAAUGUAUGCACUCACUAACUGUAAGUCGCUCUGGAUAAGAGCGUCUGCUAAAUGACUAAAAUGUAAAUGUAUAGAAAUGUUGCGCAACAUGAGCUCAUGGGCUCUCAUUAAGUGUUUGAUUCGAUUUUCAAAUACAUUUGCAUUGAUGUCAGCGUGAUUAGAGGGACAAUAGAGUGCUGAGUAGCAGCCAGUUAGCAUGUUUGGUAGGCUACUAAUGACCAUCAGCAGCAUCAGAGCUUAAUCAAGCCUAAUUACCGUGACUAAGCGGUCAUGUGGAAUUUGACUGCCUUCAUGACUCGUGACCACCGGUGUGGUGGUAAUACGUUCACAGUAACAGCCCUAGGCCCUAUACCCUAGGCAUUUGUGCAGACCUGAAAGAACUGGAUAGGUAUCAAGAAUGUGGCAAACAUUCCACCUAGCCUAUCAGAAGGCAAGACUGCGUUACAACCAUAUUGCCUAUACCUGUCCAAUCCCUUCAGAUCUAGGGGAGAGGUCUUUUUGGAUUAGGCUAGUUAUGGUAGAAAUAGUACUCAUAGAUUUAUGGACUCUGAAAUCACUGAGCACUCAUGAGUGUCAUCUUGAAGAGGGAUUUGAAGGACAACAAUGUAUGCCUUGUGUAAUAAUAUGCAUUCUAAAAGUGCAAAAGCUGGAUGAUAUUGUGGUUGCACAUAUUACUAUUAUACAGUAUAUGUGUAGUAUGUCUCAUAGAAGGUGUUUGUCCUCUCUCUCCAGGACUAUGUGACCCGUUCCCAGGGUGGAGUGUCGUAUGGGACGGGUUUGCCCCCAGAGAUCCUCAUGGGCCAGCAGACUCACCCCUACAGCAGGUUAGGCUACAGCCAGCAGCCCAUGGGCAUGUACGCACAGAACCAGCCUCUGCCUCCAGGUCAGUGCCAACAUUAUCAUUGUCUAAGACCAGGGUUCUGAUUUUAGGAUCAGUUCUGCCUUUUAGAUCGUAAUGAAAACAGUUACAUGGACGGGGGUGGGGGGGACCUGAUCCUAGGCCAGCACUCCUACUCUGAUAUUGAUGAAUAUAGGCCCUGUUUUAGUUAUUACUAGUUCGUUUUUUACAUUACUAUCAUGGAAAAACACUGGAACCUGUAUUCCUCUCAUGACUGUUUAAGUGUGGCGUGUUUAGCUUGUGGUCAUCACCAACCCUGGUCAAUCGACACCAUGUUUUGUUACAGCCCAGCACUAAACACCCGAUUCCGCUUAUCAACCUAAAUCUUCAAGACCUUGAUUAGCUGAAACAGACUUUAAUGCUGGAGUGGAACAAAACCCGGCAACCCCGUAGCUCCCCCCAAGACUGUUGAAGCUUUUUGUAAUUUUGACUUAAAUUCUCAUCCUUUUCCCCUUCAGGGGGCCCUGGUUUGGACACCCCGUACCGACCAGCCCGGAACCCUCAGAUGGGCAAGAUGAUGCCCACGCGGCCCAACUACCCGGGCAUGAUGCAGGGUGGCAUGCCAGGCAUGAUGGGCAUGGAAAAGCAGUAUCCGAUGGGCUACAAGCCCCAGCCCAACAUACCGCAGGGCCAGAUCCUGCGCCAGCAUCUACAGGUCAGACUGGUGAGUCUGCAGUGACUAGACUCCAUUGGAAGGGGACAGUAGUGAGUACAGAUGCUAUUCUGGACUGGACCUACCUCAGUGAGUCGUUGAGGGGUUUGCUAGAUAUGUUAUUAACAUACUACAUACAUACAAUAGACCUUGAACCUGGAUUUCACUACGCAUGCCAUGUUGAUAAAUUUGAGUUGGAAAGGAAAGGGGGAUACCUAGUCAUUUGCACAACUGAAUGCAUUCAACCGAAAUGUGUCUUCCGCAUUUAACCCAACCCCUCUGAAUCAGAGAGGUGCGAGGGGCUGCCUUAAUCGACAUCCACGUCAUCGGCGCCCGGGGAGAAGUUGUUGUUGGGGGUUAACUGCCUUGCUCAAGGGCAGAACGGCAGAUGUUUCCACCUUGCCAGCUCGGGGAUCUGAACCAGCCCAGCGACCUUUCGGUUACUGGCCCAACACUCUUAACCGUUAAGCUCCCUGCCGCCCGUGAAAAUUAAAAAAAGUUUAACUUCAGUUGUAGAAAGUAGCACAUUGCUUUUUAAGAACGUUGGAGGAUGACCGUUGUCUCUUGUCGUUUUCAGAACCAGAGUAUGAUUGGACAACAGAUGCGACAGAUGACGCCCAACCAACAAUACAGCUCCAUGCAGCAAACUCAGGCAAGUCUUUCAGAUGAGACACUUUCGCCAAAAUGCCAUGUAAUUUCUUUCCAGAUGUAUCUGUAAAACCAGUUUUGUUAUACUUCUAUUUCCUCCACCACUGAAAUUGACCCCAUGCAUAAACUAGUGUCCUCUAUUCCUGAUAUUCAAUAUUCUACCCAUCUCCCUGCCUAUUUGUCCUAUUAUUUUCAUUAACAUUCUGAUUUCUCUCUCCAUGUACAGAACAUCUCCCCGGGCUAUACCACGUACGGCUCCCACAUGGGGAUGCAGCCGCACCCCUCCCAGGCGGGUGGUGUAGUCCCUCCGUCGUACGGGAACCAGGGUUUCCAGGGCAGCCACCCGGGGGCCAACCCGGCCGUGGUGGACUCCCUGAGGCAGAUGGGCCAGAGGCCCAGCGGCUACGUUCACCAGCAGGCACCGGGCUACUCGCACACCAUGCAAAACACACAGAGGUGGGCAGGAGGGAAGUCUACUGUCCAUUAUCAAGGAUAUUUUGGCUGCUUUUGGCUCAUAUUGUGUAGGGCUGUGACGAUACCAGUAUCGCAAUAUGAAAACACGAAGCAGAGCAAACUCUUUGGUCCUGGGGCGGCAGGUAGCGUAGCGGUUAAGUGUAGGGCCAGUAACCGAAAGGUUACUGGUUCGAAUCCCUGAGCCGACUAGGGUGAAAAAUCUAUCAGUGCCCUUGAGCAAAGCACUUAACCAUAAUUGCUCCUGUAAGUCGCUCUGGAUAAGAGCGUCGGCUAAAUGACUAAAAUGACAAUAUAAAAACCAGCUCUAUGUAAAAUAUUGUGUGCUAUAGCUUGGAAAAUGAAUAAAUGUGACUCUGGAAGACAACAUAAUGAUUUUUGUUUCCAACAUUAGGGCUGUUUUCAUAAAGAAGUUAAAUCCGUUUCGUGUUUUGUUUCCUUGCCACGAUACUAACAAGUAUCACGAUACUGGUAUCAUCCCUCCCCUAAUAUUGUGUUCAUGGAGUGCCUUUUUUCACUCCUUUUUCUUGCACAUAUCAAGGCUUUAUGUCACAUUUAGCAUCACUGCCUAGUAUCUGGAGACAGCGUUAUCCCACCCCAUGAACUGCACUCUGAUUUUCUUUGACGUGAAUGCAAAUAUUUGACAGUGCAGUCACAGAACCCUUUUUUGUUUCAUGCUGUAGUAAUGAGCAACAGUGACCUUAUUCAAGAAAAAGUGGUGUAUUUGUGAAACAAUGAUGAUGUACUGAUCCUCUGAACGUGUCUCUCUUCCACCAUCUCCAGGUUUCCCCACCAGUCCAUCCAUCAGGCUCCCGUCAUGCAGGGCCUGAGCCACAUGGGAGCGCAGGGGGUCCACCCGGGCAUGAGACCAAACCAGAUGCUGGCCGAGCAGCAACAAGCACAGCAGCAGUACCUCAGACAGCAGGCACUCAGAGUAUGCUUUGUCUAUUUACUAGGUCUUCUACUAGCAAUAUCUAACACUACAGACCAACAUGGAACAGUGGAUUGAUUCUAUUUUAACUACACAUGUACUGCUAUUGCCACUCACUGUGCUCUAUAUCUACACAUAAUCACUUCCACAAUUAUUCAAUGCUCUAUGGUCUAGCACAGGGGUGGACAAACUUUUUUUCUCUCGGGCCACAUUGGGAUUUCUAAAUUCAACAGAGGGCCCGCACAUAUAUCAUUUUUUGUAUAAUUAUUUUCAGCGGGCCAGAAAAAGGGAAGUUAUUUGAAAAAAUAUAUUUAACCCAAAAGAAUCAACCCAAAUAACAUCCUGUAGGCCGGAUUGAAUGGGCUCGCGGGACCCGCGGGCUGUAGUUUGCCCACCUGUGCUCUAGCAUGACGUACUGAGUGUAAGGAUUCCUGUAUAGUUGUACUAUGGUGUAACCCUGCUCUGUUCGUGGAUUUGUCCCUGUCCCCUAUAGGCUCAGCAGCAAGCUCAACAGCAACAGCAACAGCAACAACAGGUUCAACAACAGCAAGUUCAACAACAACAGGUCCAGCCCCAACAAGUUCAGCAGCAGCAGCAGCAGCAACAACAACAACAACAACAACAGCAGCAGCAGCAGCAGGUAGCGUCGGCCCAGCCCCCCGGUGCCCAGGCUCAGAACCAGGCCCUGGGCAUGCAGCCCCUGCCCCCACAGCAGCCCAUGGUACGUCCCACUUAG
Coregonus sp. 'balchen' is the source of this 43956-nucleotide messenger RNA. The record is from the annotation of a GenBank genome assembly. Lineage: Eukaryota; Metazoa; Chordata; Actinopteri; Salmoniformes; Salmonidae.